AUGUUGACAGACGAGGUGUCUCAGAUACAGGAGGUUCGGUACUGUCUGAAGACCUUGAGGGAACAGAUGGCCACCAGACAGAAUAACAAGGUCAGGGAGAAUUCAGAGGACAGUGCAAAGAUAAGGGACGUGAGCAAGCGCCUGUAUGCCCAGCUGAAGGAGUCAGAGAAGAGACACCAGGAGGAGAGAGACAGAAUGCAGGCUGAAAGCGAUGAGUUCAGCCGGCGCCUGGACGAGCAGUCGAAGCACCUGCAGUGGGUGGAGAGGGAGGUGGGGGAGCGAGGUCAGAAGGUGGAGGAGUUGCAGAGGCUGCUGGGGGGCAUGGAGCUGGAGGGUGCUGUCCUGAGGGGCAAAAUAGCCACCAGUGAGGCUGAACUGCUGCAGCUGAGAGCAGCCCAGGGGGGGGUGCAGGAGAAAAAGCAGAGAACUGAGGAGCUGGAGAAGGAGCUGGCUGUCCUGAAGGAGAAAAUCCAUCACCUGGACGACAUGCUGAAGAGCCAGCAGAGGAAGGUCCGCCACAUGAUCGAACAGCUGCAGAACUCACGGACAGUAAUACAGGAGAGAGAGAGAGUGAUCAGGGAUCUAGAGGAGAAGGUGGCUUUUCUGGAAGCUGAGAACACAGAGAUGCGUGACCAGAUAGAGUACUUCCAGGAGGGUCAGAAGCCUGCUUCUCCGCCCACCAAAGAAUGCAAACCCAAUCCCCAGAUUAUCUACAGGUGA
This is a messenger RNA of Salvelinus namaycush (lake trout), 720 nucleotides long. Its product is annotated as tuftelin-like. The coding region runs from base 1 to 720 and encodes 239 amino acids. Lineage: Eukaryota; Metazoa; Chordata; Actinopteri; Salmoniformes; Salmonidae. The transcript is spliced from 7 exons. Gene Ontology annotation, cellular component: intracellular anatomical structure. The record is from RefSeq and is a predicted model, not a curated record. Gene Ontology annotation, biological process: intracellular signal transduction.